Colletotrichum paranaense is the source of this 1851-nucleotide messenger RNA. Its product is annotated as GATA zinc finger. The transcript has 5 exons. The annotation marks the transcript as partial. Gene Ontology annotation, molecular function: RNA polymerase II cis-regulatory region sequence-specific DNA binding; DNA-binding transcription factor activity, RNA polymerase II-specific; zinc ion binding. The record is from RefSeq and is a predicted model, not a curated record. Lineage: Eukaryota; Fungi; Ascomycota; Sordariomycetes; Glomerellales; Glomerellaceae. Gene Ontology annotation, biological process: positive regulation of transcription by RNA polymerase II; negative regulation of transcription by RNA polymerase II.
UCCCUCCUUCGACAUAGUCCUCCCGUCCGCGACGAUUUCGCUGCAACCGCCAUCCUGGCUGCCGUUCGAGAGCCUUCUGCGCCUGCUCCGGCAUUGGACAACAUUACAGAGCACGAGCACGAUCACGAUCUUCCCUCCUUUCGAGACGUCAUGGAGGAAGCCACGGCUCUGGCUACCCUUGCGUUGCCGCAAACGAACCUCGAGACAAUCUCGCGGCCCAGUUCCACGUCGACUUCGGAAUCCGCUUCCGCAGCCGCAGUUGUAGCCGCGGCCUCCACGGUUCCUCAGUUGCCAGGCAUUUCAGCGCUUGCCCAGGCCAACAACUCUGCGACGAGCUCGCCUCAGAUGCGGUACAGGGACAUGACGGACGAUCAGCUUGAUGGCCACGAUUCACUUGCGCUACUCCCGCGCUCGCCGUAUAACCUUGAAGCCAUUUCGGCGACAAAGAAGGCGAUGCAGCCAUUGCGCUCCAUCGACAAAUCUCCCUCUGCUGCUAUAUCAUUGGCUAGUCCACAGUCUGGUUUCAGUGGUGGAAGAAACAGUCGAGAUGGGAUGGAAGAAGAUGUGAACACAAAAGUGACGAGAGCUUCAUGUGCUGACUUUGAUCCACAGAGAAGCGAUUCCCGCGCCCGCUCCCGUUGCCGCCUCCACACCGACUCAGGCGCCCGCGCCCGCGCCAGCUCCCGUGCCGACGCCGACUUACGCUUCUGGCGGAGGAUCCACCACGCGAUAGUCGUCAACACCAAGACCAGAGUCCCAACUCUCAUCGCGCGCUUCACCCCGUCAAGCACCACGAACAAGCAAACGGUCAUAUUUUUUCGCAUUUCUUUUGGAGCACACACUUGGAACUCCUUGACGGAAUCUUUUGCGACCAUUUCGCUGGCGUUGCGCAUCAUGAUGGCCACCCAAGCUAACGAAUCUACGCAGCCAACAUGCCAAAACUGCCAGACCUCAACCACGCCCUUGUGGCGGCGCGAUGAGUAUGGAUCAGUCCUCUGCAAUGCAUGCGGACUGUUCCUCAAGUUGCAUGGUCGUCCGCGUCCGAUCUCGCUCAAGACCGACGUGAUCAAGAGCCGAAACCGCGUGAAGACGAUGCGCCCUGAUCUUGCAUCUAAGAAAAAGCAACAGCAGCAGCAACAACAAGCCCACCAGUUUGGCGCAAACGAUCCGAACGGCCUCGACAUCCAUGGGCAGAACCAGCGCAGACAGUCGCAAAAGUCAAACGGCAAUCCGGACGGCUCUGACUCUCCCGUUUCUCGUACCGCAACCCCUUCUCUAUACAACCCUAGCCUCCCGGUCUUCCAGGGCAUGGACGAUGCGCAACUUCAGGCUGGACUGCAGGGCUUCAACGUCUCUGGCUCGGAUAACCGCUCGGGCUCCCCCCUGAAUGGCGACCGACACCUCGAUGUCCCGCAAACACAUGAGCAGCUCAUUGCCGCCAAUUCUGCCCUCAAAACCCGGGUUAGCGAACUAGAGCUGAUCAACGAACUUUUCCGUGGUCGACUCAGCCAAAUGGAGCAAGACGAAGCGAGCGCAAGAAGAGGGCAGGAAAUCAGCGGCAAAGCAGAAGCUCAGCUGCGGGCUCAGCUUGAGAGCAGCAAGAAGCAAUUGGACGAGAGCCAUCGCAGAGAAAACAACCUCAAGCGACGUCUCGACGAGAUGGAGCUGGAGCUGAAGGAGGCCAGAGAUGCCCUGGACCUUUCUGACUCUGGCCGCGCAGCAAAAAAGCCUAGGAUUGCCGAAGUAGUUGCCAAUCCAGCCGUUGCUGCGGCCACGAGCGGAGGAGGCGGUGACGGUGGUGGUGGUGGAGAAUCCGAAGUCUCGACUCCUCAAUCCGCCGCCGCGAACUGA